UUAAGACCGUUCUCGUUUUGCUAAUUGUUAGGGAUGCCAACAUACGUUACAUAAGCAGUACCUUAAACGUUUGCACCUCGAAAAUUACCUCCUGAUCUCCUUUAAGUUAGCGUGGAAUUCCCACAUUGAGCUCAGCAGUCUUCUAAAAGAUUACAAGAGCACAUAGAUGACAUGUCAGGCAGUGUACGAGGGGUAAAAGCUCGUAUCUGACAGCAGAGCGGCUCAUUCACCUGGUGAACACUGAGCGCGACCAGCGCAGCCUACGCACUUUGGGUUUGGCCCAUUGCGAGAGACGCGCUCAGUGCGUGCUCCCCGAGGACAUCCAGCGUUAUAGAGGAGCGCUUCCUUCCGACCCUCUCAUCUGUCAAUCGAACAUGUGGUUCAUCAAUCUAACUUUGCUCGUUCUCAAACUGUCCGUGUCUGCGGACGGAUUCUCCACGUGCCAGUCCUACAACUUGGCCGACCACAAAUCUAAAAGGAUUGAGGCGGUGCGCGGACAGAUUUUGAGCAAGCUGCGCAUCCGGAGUCCUCAGGAUCCCGAAGCCAGCCCGCCAUCGGAGUCGGUACCGGUGGAGGUGAUGUUACUUUACAACAGCACGAAGGAGCUGCUGAAGGAGCGCGCGCGCCAGGCCGAAGCCGCCUGCGAGCGGGAGAGCAGCGAGGAGGACUAUUACGCCAAAGAGGUGCAGCGGAUCAAUAUGAUGCCACUGCGCACAGAUACGAACUCAAUCAACCCUGUUCCUCAGAGCCCGUACUUCAGGAUAGUGGGCUUCGACGUCACCAAUGUGGAGCGAAAUUCCAGUACUUUGGUCAAAGCAGAAUUUCGCAUCUUCAGAGCGCCAAACCCACAGGCGCGCACCACAGAGCAGCGUGUGGAAAUAUACCAGAUUCUCAAAUCUGACGACAUGACAGCACCGUCUCAGAGGUACAUCGACUCCAGAACAGUUGAGCCUCAAGCCAAGGGGGCGUGGCUUUCUGUCGACGUCACGGAGACUGUGAAGGAGUGGAUGGCCUUCAGAGAGAGAAAUCUUGGGCUCAAGAUCAGCGUUCACUGUCCCUGCUGUACAUUCGUCCCUUCCACAAACAAUAUUGUCCCUAACAAGAGUGAAGAGUUGGAAGCCAGAUUUGCAGGCAUUGAUGAUGACCUUAUAAAGCAGAACAGAAGACCAGGCAUGACUAAAGGACAGAUUGAAUUCAGCACAAAAACUCCCCAUUUGAUACUAACCCUGCUGCCCACCGACCGUCUGGAGAGUCCCACCAAGAAAAACCGCAAGAAGAGAUCAGCAGCAGUCACAUCCAUAUGCUCACGGACUGAUCAGGGCUGCUGUCUGAGGUCUCUGUACAUUGAUUUUCGUCGGGACUUGAACUGGAAGUGGAUCCACGAACCAAAAGGGUACAAAGCAAAUUUCUGUGCAGGGAACUGUCCUUACCUCUGGAGUGCAGACAACCACUACAACAUGAUUCUCCCGCUGUAUAAUAAAAUGAAUCCAGAAGCAUCAGCAUCUCCGUGUUGUGUUCCUCAGGACCUGGAGCCCCUCACCAUCGUUUAUUUCCUAGGCCGAACCCCCCGUGUGGAACAGCUCUCCAACAUGGUGGUCCGGUCCUGCAAGUGCCGUUGAAGCAGUGGAGAGGGAAGGCAUAAAGAUCUCAGACGGAGGACAGGACACAGGUGCAUUAGAGGAGAGCAAACUAACAUCUCAAUGAAAGGCAUCUUAAAGGGAUACUCCUCCCAAAAAUGAAAAUUGUCAUCAUUUACUCACCCUCAUGUCAUUCCAAAUUUGUAUGCAUUUCUUUCUUCUGGCAAACAUCAAAGAAAACGUACGGAAGAAUGUUGCGAACCAAAUAUUGGACCCCAUUGACUUCCAAUAUGACACUGAGAUAUUUUUCAAAAUAUC
This is a messenger RNA of Sinocyclocheilus anshuiensis, 1895 nucleotides long. Its product is annotated as transforming growth factor beta-2-like. Gene Ontology annotation, biological process: regulation of cell population proliferation; transforming growth factor beta receptor signaling pathway. Gene Ontology annotation, cellular component: extracellular region. Gene Ontology annotation, molecular function: transforming growth factor beta receptor binding; cytokine activity; growth factor activity. Bases 375 to 1619 code for a protein of 414 amino acids. Lineage: Eukaryota; Metazoa; Chordata; Actinopteri; Cypriniformes; Cyprinidae. The transcript has 7 exons. The record is from RefSeq and is a predicted model, not a curated record.